This is a messenger RNA of Helianthus annuus (common sunflower), 703 nucleotides long. RefSeq lists its product as uncharacterized. Bases 35 to 550 code for a protein of 171 amino acids. The transcript is spliced from 2 exons. NCBI's taxonomy places the organism in Eukaryota, Viridiplantae, Streptophyta, Magnoliopsida, Asterales, Asteraceae. The record is from RefSeq and is a predicted model, not a curated record.
UGAUGAUGAGGGUGUCAACUUGAAAGAUAAAGCUAUGGUAGCAGUAGUACAGCUGACACGAGAAGAAAGACAUGCUCGAAUGAGACUGGAUGACGUGUACAAUGCUUACAGAGAAGCCACAUGGGCUGGAAGGUGGAGCAAAGAUAAACAAUGCUAUGUUGAUCCUGAAGGAAACCCAACUGUUGAUCCAAAGACAGUUGAUCUUGAAGCAUUGGUUGCUGCUAUUCCGACUGUGGAUGUCUGGUGUAAAGGUCUUAGAGAGAAUCCAAGAUACAAGCAGCAAGUUGAAGAAGGAAUUAGAAAAGUCAUUUUUGCAAGUCUGGAGAAGAAAAAGAAGAAGACUGUCGAGGAAAUUGUGAUUGAAAGUGAGAAAAUGAUGAAUGAAGUGAAGAAAGUUGAAAAGAAAAUCGAGGAAGGUGCUGAAGAAAAAGAGCUAGUGGUUGAAGAAGUUCAGAUACAGAAGACUGAGGAUACAACAGUGCCAGUUAUUGAGGUACUCAAGGGUGGUGAAGACUGUCAAAUCCAACAAGUGCCUGGUGUUAGCAUAUGAAGAAGAUCCCCGGUUUGGUCAGACGGGGAAAGUAUGUGUUUGAUUGUGUGUAAAUUUUUGAACAACUUGAGAUUUGUUUGUGUGGUGUUUGUUGGUUGGUUGCUUACUUGGUUGUUGGUUGAUAGAUUGUGAUAGACUGUGAUGGUUGUGAUA